Tarenaya hassleriana is the source of this 1206-nucleotide messenger RNA. Its product is annotated as thaumatin-like protein 1b. The transcript is spliced from 4 exons. The record is from RefSeq and is a predicted model, not a curated record. Gene Ontology annotation, biological process: defense response. The coding region runs from base 35 to 979 and encodes 314 amino acids. Gene Ontology annotation, cellular component: extracellular region. NCBI's taxonomy places the organism in Eukaryota, Viridiplantae, Streptophyta, Magnoliopsida, Brassicales, Cleomaceae.
AAACCUCAUGAGGUGAAUAUGACCAACCAGUACCAUGAGGCCACGUCAUCCUGAGGUGAGAAUAAUGACACGUGGCGUCUUGGAGCCUGUUAUAAAUACGCAGGCCCAGCAGGGGACAUAUCUGAUCAUUCAGACAACUCUUCUAAGUCAUCACCCAUCUCUAUUAGCUUUUCUCAAAAAAAAAAUCUUCCAACAGCUUCUGUCUGAAAGCAUCAGCUUUGAUCUCUGCUCCAAACAAUUAAUGUCGGAAACUAUUAUGCCUCUCUUCUCUCACCAUGAAUAUUGCCACCGUAUUAGUCUCCUUCUCUUCAUUCUUUUCUUCCUCUGCAGAGUUGUGAGCGGCACAACCUUCACAAUGGUGAACAAGUGCGAUUUCACCGUCUGGCCUGGAAUUCUGGCUAGCGCUGGCAGCCCGAGGCUCGAGACCACGGGCUUUGAGCUAGCGAAGGGCGGUUUACGCGCUCUCCCAGCUCCUCCUGGUUGGUCCGGUCGGUUCUGGGCUCGAACCGGCUGCACCUUCGAUGCCUCCGGUCUUGGCUCCUGUGCUCUCGGAGACUGCGGUUCCGGUCAGGUGGAGUGCAACGGAGAAGGGGCUACACCGCCGGCGACUCUGGCCGAGUUCACGCUCGGGUCACAAGAUUUUUACGAUGUAAGUAUGGUGGAUGGAUAUAACCUUCCGGUGACGGUGGAAGCGAAAGGUGGCUCGGGCGGAUGCGCCACCACAGGCUGCGCAACGGACCUCAACCGGAGCUGCCCGGAGGAGCUGAAAGCAGCGGACGGAGCUGCCGGAGGUCCAGCAUCAUACAUAGUUUACGGCUCCUACGGUUCGCCCGACACUUGCAAGCCAUCUUUCUACUCCGAGGUUUUCAAGUCUGCUUGCCCUAAAUCUUACAGCUACGCUUACGACGAUUCCUCCAGUACCUUUACUUGUUCUGGUGCUGAUUACACCAUCACCUUCUGCCCCAGCUCUCAAAGGUAAGAUUUUUUUUUUUUUUGCAAUGAAUGAAUUCGAAUGAGAUAGAGAGUUGACUGCUUCUUUUUUUAACGAGUGGCAGUUUAAAAUCGUCAAGAAAAGCACCGGCGGCGGCGGGGGUGGAGGGGACAGCACUGUCCGGUUCAUGGCUGGCGGAUUUGGCAACUGGAAGUUCGGCAAGAACCCCUUCUGCCUCUUCGUUUCUCCCUCAUUCUUUGGCUUUUGCCAUUUCU